Lathyrus sativus (Indian pea) is the source of this 795-nucleotide messenger RNA. The record is from the annotation of a GenBank genome assembly. Lineage: Eukaryota; Viridiplantae; Streptophyta; Magnoliopsida; Fabales; Fabaceae.
AUGAUAAUGGCAAUAUGGAGUGCUGCAAGAGCUACAACCAUUCCAGUAUGGGAGAGGGCAGUGCAACGAUUAAAAUCUUUGAAAGAAGCAGCUUGGAAGGAUAUGUUGGACAUCCCUACUCACUUAUGGACCAGGUCACAUUUCAAAACAUACUCUAAGUGUGAUCUACAAGUUAAUAGUAUGUGUGAGGGCUUCAAUAGGAAAAUUCUAGAGUGUAUGGAUAAACCCAUAAUCACUUUGUUGGAGGGUAUUAAACAUUAUUUGACUAAGAGGAUUACUAGUCAAAAGGAGCUUAUGAAUACAUACACUGGUGAUAUUUGCCCUAGAAUUCAAUGGGAUUUGACCGGUACUCCAUGUAGUCAUGCCAUAUCAUGUAUAUGGCAAAACAAGAAAAAACCUGAAGAUUAUGUCUCUGAGUAUUACAGGAAGUCACAUUUUAAUAACAGUUAUUCACAUAUAAUCUACCCUACAAAUGGGCCCCAACUAUGGCCUUUGUUGGAGGGUCAGGUACCAAUCAAACCACCAGUGCUCAGAAGGGCCAUUGGUCGACCUAAAAAGCUUAGGAACAAAGUGAGUGAUGAACCAAGAAAUCCACAUGUACUUCCUAGGAAGCUUACAACUGUGAGUUGUCAUAAAUGUGGUGCCAUGGGACACAACAAAAGGAGUUGUAAAGGAAAAAUGGCUGCUGAGAGAGUUAUUCCUAAAGGUGGUAACAAGAAGAAGGGCAAUGCAUCAAAGGAUGGAAAGAGACAAAACUUGAAACAAAAGGUAGAAAGAAGACAAAGGCAGCUGUAA